AUGGGCCCUCCUACACCAUUCAACGCUUCAGACGUCGCUGAAAAAGCGCGUCGGGACCUGCUUCUUCUGCUCGAGGGUAUAAGAGGAAAGAAGAACCUUGUCCUCGAGAAGGCGCUCGCGGGGUCUCUGAACCUACUCGUCAAGUUCUCAACGCUACAGGAAUAUGGCGUCGAUAAGCCGUUCUUUUUGGAGAACGACAACGUCGACUCGUCGCAGCGGAACGUGGUGUUCCUCGUUAGAGGAGAGAAGGCGAAGACGGUGUUGGCGGUUUCUAAUCAGAUCAAGCGAAUACGCCGAGAAAGCCAAAUCGAGCAUGAGUUCUCCAUCUUUUGGGUGCCGCGGCGGACCCUCGUCUCAGACCAGUUGCUCGAAGAGGCGGGUGUACUUGGCGAGGCAAGCGUGAGCGAGUGGCCGAUGUUCUUCGUGCCGCUUGCGGACGAUGUCUUGUCGCUGGAGCUUGAAGACGCUGUGACAGAUCUUUAUUUGCGGAAAGAUCCUACGUCGAUAUACCUCUCAGCCAAAGCUUUGAUGCUCCAACAACAGAAACAUGGGCUUUUCCCGCGUAUACUAGGAAAGGGAGACAACGGCAAACGCCUUGCUGAUCUUCUGAUCCGGAUGCGUACCGAAGUCACGGCGGGCGAGAGUCCAAGCGCGACUGGGCCCUCAUUCCUCGGGUUAACACCGAGUUCAACCAUCGACAGUCUCAUCAUCAUUGAUCGAGACGUGGACUUUCCCACUGUCCUCCUCACCCAACUCACCUACGAAGGCCUCAUUGAUGAAGUCUUCAACAUCGCUGCGAACCAGACAGAGGUCGACUCUUCAGUUGUCGGUGGCACAGCGCCACAAUCCGGUCAAACCGGCUCUGCGUCGACGAGCAUGAAGCGCAAGAUCAUGAUUGACCCCAAGGAUUAUCUCUACUCUACCCUCGGCGAUUCGAACUUCGCCAUUGUAGGUAACCUUCUUAACAAGGCUGCAAGGCGGCUUCAAAGUAGCACGGAGCGGAACCAGCUUGCUGCGAAAACCACAGCUGAGCUGCGAGAGUUCGUCGCCAAAUUGCCAGGGUACCAGGCCGAGCAGGCCAGUCUCAAACUUCAUACCUCUCUUGCCGAAGAGAUCAUCAAGUAUACGCACACCGACAUCUUCACGCGGUCUCUUGAAGUCCAACAGAACAUUAUGUCUGGCUUGGAUCCCACUACGCAGCAUGAGAACAUCACGGAACUCAUCAACCGCGACGUCCCACUCCCCAUCAUUCUUCGGCUUCUCUGUUUAGAAAGCACAACAAACGCCGGUAUGCGGCAUAAAGACCUGGAGACCUUCAAGCGCGCAGUCAUUCAAGCCUAUGGGCCCCAGCACAUCCUUACAUUGUCAUCCCUGGAAAAGAUGAGUCUCCUGCAACCUCGUGGCGGAUCGGGCCUGGGAGCAACGCCAGCUGCCAAACCAGGAUCUGUGACCAACUACACGCCGUUGAGGAAAUCUCUUCGGUUGUGGGACGAUGAAGUAAACGAGGCCGAACCUAACGACAUCUCCUACACAUUUUCCGGCUACGCACCUCUCUCAGUCCGUCUCAUCCAAUCUAUCAUCCAGAAACAGACCCUUGCCAACAUCAUCAAGCCGCCUUCAGACCCCCGAGCAGCGGCCCAAGCAAAUCCGUUAGCACAGGGUUUGCGCAUUUUCGACGAUGCGAGCAAGUAUGUGCGCGGUGCCACAUUCGACGAAACCCAGACGGGUGAGGAGAAAGCCAUCAAAGCGCGGAGUAUGCUCAAUGGAAGCCACAACGAUGCCGCAAAAACAAUCGUGGUGUUCUUCCUUGGUGGAAUGACUCGGGCGGAAAUUGCAGCGCUACGAUUCAUCGGCAGCAAACUGAAGGAAGUUGGAGGCGAGGUUCGGGGAAGCAGGAUAGUUAUCUGUUCUACGAAUAUGAUCAGGGGUAGUGGGUUGGUUGGGAGUGCGAUUGAGAGGGAGAGAUUCGGGGGAUAGAUAUCACGGCUUCCGUGGUUGUGACAAUUUGAACACUGGGAUUGCGAACGGACAGGCGUUUACCUUUCUCAUCCUUCACCUCAAGACGAAGCCGUGCUCUUAUAUUUUUGCGCUAGGGAUCGCUGGGUCAUACGAUGAUGGUGAUGCAUUUGGCGCUCUUGAGAACAGAUGCCCAAUGAUCUGGCCCAAUAAAAGCCUUCGUGCGUGGGUCACAGAAUGUGGAGCUGGUAUUGGUCGAGAUGAAGGCUAAUUUACGGGCCGUGCUCUUUUGGUGGCUGACUGGGCGGUUACUGGGCAGCCGCAAUGCUGCUGUAUCCUCAGUCUCAUCGGGCUGAAGAGGGG
Molecule: messenger RNA, 2319 nt
Organism: Trematosphaeria pertusa
Lineage: Eukaryota; Fungi; Ascomycota; Dothideomycetes; Pleosporales; Trematosphaeriaceae
Product: Sec1-like protein
Exons: 4
Coding region: 1-1977 (658 amino acids)
Biological process (GO): intracellular protein transport; vesicle-mediated transport
Cellular component (GO): CORVET complex; fungal-type vacuole
Source: RefSeq, a predicted model, not a curated record